Molecule: messenger RNA, 777 nt
Organism: Lobosporangium transversale
Lineage: Eukaryota; Fungi; Mortierellomycota; Mortierellomycetes; Mortierellales; Mortierellaceae
Product: Snf7 family
Exons: 5
Coding region: 48-650 (200 amino acids)
Biological process (GO): endosome transport via multivesicular body sorting pathway; late endosome to vacuole transport; protein transport
Cellular component (GO): ESCRT III complex; multivesicular body
Source: RefSeq, a predicted model, not a curated record
ACCUUUUUUAUUCACGCGCUGUACAUUCACAUAUAAAUUCAAUAGCCAUGAGCAACCUUGAAAACAGUCUGCUACAACUUCGACUUACGACAAAGCAACUGCAGCGUCAGUCAAAGAAAGCCUCCAAAGAUGAGCAAUUAGAGAAAGCCAAGCUAAAGAAGGCAAUCCAGCAGGGCAAUAUGGAGGGCGCAAGGAUCUACGCCGCAAACGCAAUCCGAAAAAAAAACGAGGCCCUCAACUUGCUUCGUCUUUCCUCUAGAAUUGAUGCGGUCACCAGCAGAGUUCAGACUGCGGUCACUAUGCGCACUGUCACAAAGUCUAUGGCUGGUGUUGUCAAGGGCAUGGAUAAAGCCAUGGAGUCAAUGAAUCUCGAGACGAUAUCUCUGGUGAUGGAAAAAUUUGAAAAACAAUUUGAAGAUCUGGAUGUGCAGACACAGUAUAUGGAGAAUACAAUGGGUAAUCAAUCGGCACUAACAACACCACAGGAUGAAGUCGAUACACUCAUGCACCAAGUCGCAGAUGAACACGGAUUGGAGCUGAACCAAGAGCUUAGGGAGACUCCCGAUACAUUACUGAGCCAUACUAACAAAGAAGCCGAGACCAGAGAGCAGGAUGAACUCACAGAGAGACUCAGAGCGCUUCGCGGAUAACAUGAAAACAAAAAUAAAGCGUCGACUUCACAUUGGAUCAUAGUAUAUUUGGAUUGUGAUGGAAUAGCGACUGAGUGGGUGAUCCAUUAGGAACAACGGUCCCACAGAAAUAAAAUAUUGUUAGCAC